Prunus armeniaca (apricot) is the source of this 252-nucleotide messenger RNA. Lineage: Eukaryota; Viridiplantae; Streptophyta; Magnoliopsida; Rosales; Rosaceae. The record is from the annotation of a GenBank genome assembly.
AUGUUUCUUCUGAAUGAUGAGACUUACUUGGGUCACAGCUGCUGUGAAGUCGUUCAGACCAUUGAGCAUCAAUGUUGGCCUACCUUACUUGGCAUGCUAGGGUUUACCGCAGAAGAAACUGAUGUACUCAAGGGUUACUGUGAUGAAGCCGAUCAUGUUAAAUCCCCGCCGGCAAAUCCACCAUCACCACCAUCAAUUCAUGAUCCUAUAAAUGUAAAACUUGUUUCUGAUUUGGAGAAGUUGGUCUCUUGA